UCCAUUUUCACAGAUCGACGCCCAUUGUGAGUUUUCGUCUCAAUGUCGCCGGUCUAGUAUUUUGGUCGACAAACAAUAUUACUUCUUUUUCAUUUCCAGUUUUUUUUCCCCCGUAGAAGUAAGUUAGGAAUUAAUACACGAAUAAUAUAAGAUAACAGGAUUUCAGAAAUUUAAUAUAGUGGGAAGUGGAGUUUCCACUUUGAGGAGUGGCGCAGCCGUGUAAAAGAGACAGAAAAUGGCCGCCAACACGACUCAGCAAAGCCAGCUUGCUAGUUGGUCUCAGCAGUAUAGUGGUGGAAGUUCUGGGUCUGAAACUCCAGUCCAUGAAAAUCCAGAAUGGGAGAAAGCACGUCAGGCUUUAGCUUCCAUCAGCAAGAACACCAAUACUUCUGCCAAAAAUGUUGCAGUGGGGCAGGGGCAGAGUCAGACACAGGGUCAGCAGUAUUCUGCUGCUGCUGGGGAUUCAGUAGCCUUACAGCAACAGCAAUAUUUCCAGUGGUACCAGCAACAGCAGCAGCAAUACAGUGGCUAUGCCUACUCCUACAACUACUAUUACCAGAUGCCUGCAUAUGCUAGUGGUUACUCACAGCAGGGUCAGUAUGCAGUGUCUGGGACUUAUGGAUCACAAGCAACCCCUACCACACCCACUGGACAGCCUCCUUUGCCACCAAUGGAUGAGUCUUUCCAGUCUCAGUCACAGCCAACCACCCCAACCACUCCACAGCCUGCUACUCCUAAUCAACAUCCAGGAUCUGUGGGACAAAAUGACCUAUCUCAGCAUCAUUCGCAAAAUGCACUAGGUCAACUGUCUUACCACAGUUCUCAGCCUGGUUCAGUUCAGUACCAGAGUUACCAGAAUUCUGCUGCCGGCUCCCAGCAAGGAUACCAGAAUACAGGCACAGGCUCUCAUGAAUACAGCAACAGUAAUCAAGGGAGUGGACCUGGCAACUCGGGACAGCAUCAUAAUUAUCAAAACUCAAAUUCUGCAUCACAGAACUCCAACCAGCAUCUUGCAUAUAACCAGAACUCAAAUUCUGGUUAUCAGAAUUCUGGUGGCAACCAGCAAUUUCUCCAUCAGCAGCAAAGUUCAUUUUCAGAUGUUUCCAGCAAAAAGAAUAAAGGGGGGCAGCAGCUCUGGCAUAGAAUGAAGCAGGCACCAGGAGCUGGUGGAGUGAAGUUCAACAUUCAGAAACGCCCAUAUGUGCUAACAAAUCAGUCAUUUGCCUCGUCUGAGCAAAAUAAUGCAAUGGCCAGUUCACCAUCUCAGAACAACGUGACAACAGCAAAGCCAGAAGACUGGCCACAAGCCAUGAAAGAAUAUGUUCAACGUUGUUUUACUGCUUGCGAGUCUGAAGAGGAUAAGGAUCGCACAGAAAAGGUUCUGAAGGAAGUCUUGCAAGGGAGGUUGCAGGAUGGAUCAGCCUAUACUAUUGAUUGGAGCAGAGAACCUUUGCCAGAGUUGAAAAAGAACAGAUGGGAGACUGUGUCGCACAGAGUCUCUGAAUCAAUAAGCCAGACCAGUGGUAGACUUGGCAGUACUGCAAGUGGGGGUUUAUCUGGGAGAGUGGCCAUGACUGGCAGGACUAGGGGAGGGGGUUCUUCAACCAAUUCGUCCCACUCCUCCUUCAGUCCUCAUAAGUUGGGCCACUACAGGAAUGUUUUUACCAAAGACCAGAGUACCUCUUCAAGUAGUAGCCGCUCUCGAUCUCGCUCCUCUUCACCCCACCGGCGGCAACAUCAUAGGCGAAGUGACUCUGGUUCACCGUCUGAUAGCAGUCUUUCAAGUGAUGCCCGACCGCUUGUACGGAGAAAUCAAAAAGGAGACAGAGGCCGUGGAGGAAGAGGACGAGGUGGCAGAGGAAAUAGAGGAAGGAGGAAUGCAGAUGAUUCUGGCACAGCACAGAAGCGUGGCCGAAGAAAAGGUGGUUGUGCAGGACUUGACUUUGAGGACCCUGAGAGAGAGUUCAAAAAGCAGAAUCGUGCUGCUAGGUUUCAAACAGGCCCAAGUGGAAAGAAAUUGCGGACAGAGCCCCUUGUUCUUCAGAUCAAUUCAUUUGAUAACCAUAGUUCUAUGACAUGUGGCGAUGGCCUAGAUUGGGAAGAUUUCAAGAUAGUUGGUACCAGUCAAGAAAUUACCAAGCACUAUUUAAGGCUUACUUGUGCUCCUGAUCCCUCAACUGUUCGGCCUGUUGCUGUACUUAAAAAAUCAUUGCUGGCUGUAAAAACUCAUUGGAAGACCAAUCAGGAUUAUGCCUUUGCUUGCGAACAGAUGAAGUCAAUUAGACAAGAUCUAACGGUUCAAGGUAUUCGCACUGAGUUCACAGUAGAGGUUUAUGAGACACAUGCCAGGAUUGCUUUGGAAAAGGGUGAUCAUGAGGAAUUUAACCAGUGCCAGACACAGUUAAAAGCCCUUUAUGGCGAGUCUCUGUCUGGCAAUGUGGGAGAAUUCACUGCCUACAGAAUCCUGUACUACAUCUUCACCAAAAAUUCUGGAGACAUAACUACUGAGCUAGCCUACCUGACUCGAGAAAUGAAGACUGAUCCAUGUGUAUCUCAUGCAUUAGCGCUUCGUACAGCGUGGGCUCUGGGAAACUACCACAAAUUUUUCUGUCUUUACCGUACAGCUCCUCGGAUGGGAGCCUACCUGAUUGACAAGUUUGUGGAGCGAGAAAGAAAGUUGGCUCUAAAAGCUAUCAUCAAAGCUUUUCGUCCAGCGGUUCCCAUCGAGUACAUCCAGUCAGAGCUGGCCUUUCAGACGCAAGAGGAUUGCCUGGCUUUCCUCAACGGUCUUUCCAUCUCUUAUCUCGGGAAUGAUCCCUCCAAAAUAGACUGCAAACUCAGUGUUUCUGUACUUGCCAACUUUUGAUGAUUCAGCACAUAUUCUAUUCUGCCUCAUUAGCAGAAAUAUUUAAGCAGAGGAAAGUGUCUGCCAAUGUUCAUGCCGUGGAUAUUGGUAAAAUGGCUGUACCCAGAUUUGAUGGAUGGUAUCACUAAAGGUUUUCACUGUACCAUGAAAAGGAGAAGGGUUCUACAAGAGGUCGGUCUUAUGAGACUCCCAAUAGAUGGAGCCCCUCCCCUGGAUAUGAUCAGUAGUCAUUGUUUGGUCUUCUUGAAGAGUGCUACAAUAAUGGGAAGAGACUAAAAGGCUUGUGUUGUCGCCAGAAGAUAUGGGAUUUUCUGGUAGUACAAUAUGGACAUUGCCCAAAGUGGAGCUUAGAAUAAUUAACAUGCACCGAAACUGAACAGUAAACCUGCCUAUCGAUCAUAAACAAAGGCUUUGGAGUUGGUAGCAUAUGUUACCUGCCCAAUUGUAAGAAGCCAGUCCUAAAAGCUGAACAUUCAGUCCAGAGCAGAUCAGCAGCCACUCCUUGGGUUAUCUUUUUAAAAAUAUUUAUGAAUGAUUUUAUAGUAAUUGAAUGUUGCUUGUGGUCCCUUGCACUAAAUAUUCAACUAUAGGAGAAAUUUGAACAUGGAGAGAGACUUGGCUGUCUUGUUUUAUAAAUUGGCUGGAAAAGGAUGCCAUUUUAUUCUGGACUGAUUACAAGAGAGCCUUAAAGUAGCUGCACUUGGCCAAGUUCACUUUUAAGCUUACUGCAGUUUUGAGCUCAACUAGGACAAUUCAAAAUGGCAUAUAAGCAUCUUUUUUUUUUUUUUUUUUUCCUCUCCCGAACCCCCCAGAGAGUCAGUAUUAAUUAAAACCACUGAAAAAGCUCAUCUGACCUCAACCAGUUCUCAGGUCCACAUAAACUAUAGAGAUGAAGAUGCAUGUAGUAUUGGCCUAGACAAAAUGGCAUACUACUCGGUCUUUGCUCCAUAUAUCAUGCUUGUAGCAAUGUGCAGUGAACCAUUUGCAUUGCUGGACUGAGUAAUGAGGUCUUUCUUCAAAGACCAUCUUUCUCAUGGAGUUCAAAGAUCAGGUCUCUCGGGUGAAAGCAGUUUUGGGAAAGGAGAGGUGAAGAUGUUGCCCUACAACCUUUUUUCCUGCCACCAACUAAAAAUACUCGCACAAAUGUGAGGAAGAUCUGAUUGGAAGAUACAAGAGGCAUGCUGUAAGGAAGAUCUGAUUAGAAGACAUAAGGCAAUCCAUUUAUGUGAGAUUCUUCGGAAACUGACGACCUAGUUUUUCUCUUCCAGCUCUAGUAUUAUGGCUCUUCAUAGCAGCUUUAAAAAGGGAAAAAUUGUAGCUAGUAAUAGUGUUUUUUUUUUUUUUUUUUUCUUCAGAUCCCAGCCAUUAGAUUUUACUCUACGUUUUCACUGUGUAAUUAGUAUUAAGUUCAUCAACAUGUGUUUUUAAAUGUAUGAAGGUGCCAAAUUGUGUGUGAUCUUUGUGUGAUUGUUUAGGCAGUUAAAAUGGUGUGCUGGCAUGCUCCACAAAUGACUCUCAGAUUCUAUUUCAUAGUAGUGUUCAAUGGAUCUUGCGUCCUGUGUAGUGUGUGUGUGUUUGUUUUUUUUUUUUUAAGUAAAGCAGUUUAGAUUUUUGGGCCUCAAGCGGUGGUAUAAUUGGUAAGUCCAGAUUGCAUACUUGUUUAUUUCUUUGUUUUUGCCUUUUUUUUCUGUUUAAGGAAAAUCUUUGACAUUAGGACUGCAUUUACUUCUUAUCAACUGAAGUGUUUAUUCCUGUUAGCCGUAAUUUUGGUUUCCAAAUACAUUUAAAUCCCCCCAAGCAGAAAAUUAAAAAGUUCUGAUUGAAUAUAGUUGAUGAGUUAAUUUUGCGGAAACAUGGGUCCAGCUUUUGUAAAGCUUAAUUCUUAUUUUUGGACAUCUUUGAUACUAUGCUUUUUGCCUGCUGUAAAUCUGUCUUCACCACAUUACCUUGCAUUUUGUGGUGGAUUUGUUAGGUGGCUAUUCCUAUCUAGGUUCAUCGUCAUUUAUGAAGAUCAUGUUGUCUUUGUCGUGUUUGUAAGAAUUGCAUUUGUGGAGCUUGGUUGGUAUGUGCACAAGGGAUGAUGUCUUCAAGUUUAUAACAGACGUCUUCAAGUUUAUAACAGACCUCUUACUACUAUGGUCCCACGGGGGGCUUUUCUUGGAUUCAGGCUUUUUUUUUUUUUUUUAAAAGAGUCCAUAUAAUUUGUUAAAGUAUUUCUCAUUUAUACAUGAAUCAUUUUUUGUGUGUUGAUUAAUAACCUUCUGUUGUGAAAUUUUUGCCUUAAUUUCUUGAAUUUGCCUGUGUGUGCUUGUUUGUGUAGGGGAUGAUAGAGUAAGGGCUGGAUUGGAGAAAUGGGCAACACUUGUGGGCCAGCAGCUUGGCAGUGAUUUGUACAAUCCACAGAUUUAGUGGGUUUAGCUGGGUGUUUUUGUAAUGUUUAUAUAAAACAAUAUGACGGGUGUUGUAUAUUGAAAUUUUUAGGAAUCUAUACGUAUGCUGUAAAGUAUAAAUAUAGGAUAUUCAUUAAUCAUUUUCUUACAAUGAAUACAGAAGGUUCAAAACAUCAGCGUUAUAGCAAUUUCUGAUGAUUGAACAAUGUGCACUUUUUAUAUGCAAUUUUUAUACCUUUUGUGUAUAUGUAUAUUGUGUAUAUAUAUAUAUUUUUUUUUUUUGCCUGUUUUAGUGUCUUGUGAACCCCAUGUUUGUUUCAUAUUUAUGACCAAAUUAACUUGGUUAGUUCUCAAGCUUUUUGUCUUUCAGUAUUUGAAUGGAUCGAUCAAAGGCAAGGGGGAAAUGAAUAUGAAUAUCAACAUAAAGAAUGCAAAGCAGUGAUCUGAACACAUUCCCAUUUUUGUGGUCAGUUCAACAUUUUAAUCAAGCAGCAGCCAAGCAAAGCCAGUCAAGGAGAAAUGCAUUACAAGAAAGAAUAAUGAAGUUCCUUUCUUUAGAAUGGUGGUUAUCACUUUAGGAAGAUCAUUUUGGAAAGAGACUUGCUAUAAAAGAAGAGUCAAAUAAAAAUGAAGGACUGUGCAGUUUUUUGUUUUAAAUCCCCUAAAAGUAACCAAGCUUGGUCCUGCAGAAGUCUACAGCGUAAGUUUGUCUACCUCGAAGAAGGAGUUAUUCCACUAUAGUUUUGAGAUGUGGCUUGAAGUUUGGGUUGGUGGUGUGGGAGGGUAGUUGGGGAGAGAUUUUCUAGAGGGGAAAUGGGAGGAUGCAGGUGUAAGAUCCAUUUUGAAUUUAUAUCACUAAAGCGAACUACUGUAGUUUGUAAUCUGUUCCUCCACUCCUUUAGAAAAAUUCGCACACAGGUAAAAGUCAUCAGUAUUGAAGGAGGUGUUUCUGUUCGUACCUGAUUUAUUUUGCAUCUGUUCUCUUUUGUGUAAAUGUGUACUUUCUAUAGUGCUGCAUGGCUUCAUGUGAAGCCAUAAGUUUGAUUUUUGAUCUUGCUCAUUCACCUAGCACUUCUUUCUCUUCCUGUUCUUUUUAGACAGCUAAACUUUUCCCUCCAUUCUACUUUCUAUAAUCCUUCUAUUCUCUCCCUGUCUAAUGCCCCCCAUGCCCCUUCUCAUGUUGAGUGCCUGUCAUUUAGAUCUGUAAUGCAGAAGGGAUCCAAAUUAUGUACUUUUUUAAUUGCCGUGUUCAACUUUUUAUUUAUUUUACUGUACUGUAAUGUUUUGUUUACUAUUUGCUCCCAUUCUACCCUUUCCUUUUUUCUUUUUUUUUUAUCUUUUUUUGUGACACGUUUAUGCUGCUUUUUGUGGCUUAUUCCCACCUCCCCUUGCCCUUUUUGUUCUCUUGGAUUCUCUUUGUAAACCUUGAGAGAUGCAAAGAAUAAAUACAAAAUUAAAAUAUG
Molecule: messenger RNA, 6719 nt
Organism: Polypterus senegalus (gray bichir)
Lineage: Eukaryota; Metazoa; Chordata; Cladistia; Polypteriformes; Polypteridae
Gene: leng8
Product: leukocyte receptor cluster (LRC) member 8
Exons: 15
Coding region: 236-2866 (876 amino acids)
Cellular component (GO): nucleus
Source: RefSeq, a predicted model, not a curated record